This is a messenger RNA of Triplophysa dalaica, 1082 nucleotides long. Its product is annotated as hydroxycarboxylic acid receptor 2-like. The transcript has a single exon. Gene Ontology annotation, biological process: G protein-coupled receptor signaling pathway. Gene Ontology annotation, cellular component: membrane. Lineage: Eukaryota; Metazoa; Chordata; Actinopteri; Cypriniformes; Nemacheilidae. Bases 96 to 1082 code for a protein of 328 amino acids. The record is from RefSeq and is a predicted model, not a curated record. Gene Ontology annotation, molecular function: G protein-coupled receptor activity.
AGCAGUCUCGGGGGAAUCAAUGCAAUAUACAAUACUAAUGUGAAAUGUAGAAAAGAUCUGAAGAUCUUGUCUGGGUUCAUAGACGCAGCUGAAUCAUGAACAACUCUUCGAAAUGCUGCACAUACGAUACACCCAUGUUGGACCAGGUUCUACCCCCUGUCAUGUUCACGGAAUUCACGUUGGGCCUUGUGGGAAACGUCCUCGCCCUCUUGCUGUUCUUCUGCCAUAGGGACACCUGGAAGCCCAAUUCUAUUUAUCUAGCCCACCUGGCUUUGGCGGAUGCGCUGGUCCUCUUCUGUCUGCCUUUCAGGGCUGACUACUACCGCAGAGGGAAGGACUGGGUGUACGGAGACGCUUUCUGCCGCAUUCUUCUCUUUCUCUUGGCCGCCAACAGGGCUGCUGGAAUUUUCUUCCUCACUGCCGUCGCCGUGGACCGCUACCUGAAGAUCGUCCAUCCUCUCAAUCGCAUCAAUCGAAUGGGUCUGCGCUAUGCCUCAUGGGUCUCUAUUGGCAUGUGGGUUCUUAUCAUAUCCAUGACCGUCUACCUCUUAGCAGACCCACAUUUCUACUUUCAAGGCAACCGCACUCAGUGUGAGAGUUUCAACGUCUGCUUUGGAAAUAACGUACGGUUCAACUGGCACAAUAUCUUCUAUGUUGUUCAGUUCUUCGUGCCCACCUGUAUUGUUACCUACUGCACAACCUGCAUCACGUGGCAGUUGAAGAGUAAGACGGUGGACACCCAGGGUAAAAUCAAGAGAGCCGUCCAGUUCAUAUUGGCAGUGGCUUUGGUUUUCAUUAUAUGUUUCUUUCCUAGCAACAUCUCGCGUAUCGCCAUGUUUGUUCUGAAGCUCUGGUACAGCGAGUGCGAAGAUUUCCGUGACUCAAAUGAGGCUUUUAAAACGACCGUCUGCUUUACCUACUUCAACAGCGUGCUCAAUCCCAUAGUUUAUUACUUUUCCAGCCCUGCUCACAGUGGAAUAUUAAAAAAAUUCUGUAUGAAACUUCAAGGAAAGAAAACCGAGGAUGAAAAUAACAAUAAUAGUCCUCUUACAGUAUCAUCUCCUGCCUCUUUAAAAAGUUAG